AUAGUUACUCAACUCAGCUCGUCUUUCGUCGUGUAAGCAAAUUUGUCGGCAUUUGCUUGUCUUCAUUGUAAAAUUUCAUUGAUUCGAUCGCUCUGGUAUUGGAGCCACGUGGUGAAUAAUGAAUAGUGUUUUUUAUGAGAAUUAUUUACAGUUUUUGUUUUGUUAACGAAUAAUUGUCGUUUAGUAAUCAGCAGGAAAGAAAAUAUAGAGUUGUUUUGCUGACUGGGUGAAUAGGAGAGGUGAGGAGUGUAGCGGGAGGAAUAUCUGAGUCAAUGGCCUAAAAUACAUGGCCAGUUGUACCCCUCGGAUUAUUUUCACAUUAGCUGUUCCUAUUUUUGGUUUUUUAACAGUUUUGUUUCUUAAAAGAAAGAAGUUGAAAUCUAGUGAUUUGAAGAAUUUGUCUGAUACAUCAAAAACUGAAGAUAUAACAGAUUCAAUGAAGCUUCAACCAGAUUACAGUACAGUUGUGCAAUCUUCUAAAACGACAGAAAUGCAAUUAAAGGAAAAUGAUAAAGGUACUGCAUUUAAUGGCGGCACAAAUGGUAUUUCUUCCACUGCAAAUGGUAUGUCAACCACUGCAAAUGGUAUGUCAACCACUGCAAAUGGUAUUUCAUCCACUGCAAAUGGUAUCUCGACCACUGUAAAUGGUAUUUCAUCUUCUGCAAAUGGAAUUACUCAACAAAAUCAAACUACUGGACUGUACAGAACAUCUUAUGCAGCAGCACUCAAAGUUAAUAGAAAUGUGAAUGGUGCUGUAUCAAGUGUCAAGACUAAGCCUAAAGAAAAUGGCAUUGGUGCUAAUAUGCAUACUGCUAAAGCUGACAAUAAAUUUAAUCAAAAUGGACUUAAGCAGUCUGCUAGAACUGAGCAAAGCACUAAUGGUGAAUCGAGUACAAAUGGUGUAUCUGAGUGUGCCUCAACUCCUGUAAUAAAUAAGCCAAAUGGGGUAUCGAUUGCUACAACCCCAAAUGGUGUUAAUCAAACCAGCAAAUCUAAAUCUAGAAAGAAAAAUAAGGGCAAAAUGCCUGAGAAAAAUAACACAUGUUCCACUGAGCCCACAUCAAAUGGUUGUGUAAAAGAUAAAAAUGUACUUGUAAAAACUGAUAAUGAAAACUCUCUUUCCAAUGGAUUUUCUAAUCUGACUGUAGAAGAUACUUCCAUACAGGAGAUUAUUCAUGUGACAAAAUCUCAAGAAAUGGACUUGAACUGUUGUCCUACAAAUUCCACUGUUGAACAUAUUACCUCAUCUGUAGACUCAGUGACAGACACUCAGACAAUUGUUACAGAUGCUGUGCAGAGUUCAAAUAAUGUCAUACUCAUAGAUGAAAACUUAAUGGUUGAAGCUGCCAAAGAUUGUGAUAUAGUUGAUCAGACCAUCUCCUCUGAGAAUCAUUGUGUUACUCCUGAAUCUGGACGGUCUAGUGAAACCUUGAGUGAGACAGCUGAAACUUUGCAGGUUGAUGUUAAUGGACAUCUGACAUUUCCUGAUGACUGUAUUGCUGCAGGUGGUCAAGACAUGCUUCCAAGUCCUGAAGCUGCAUAUUGUGAUAGUGUGACUCUUGAUGAUCUUCAGAUAGAAACUUUUGAAGUGUUGUACAAAGGAUUAAAAACUGUUUAUCAAGUGCCAAGAUACUGUGUUAGAUUUUUAAAAAAUAUUCUGUAUAUAAGUAAAUGGACUCAUCUUAACAAUCCUGAAGAGACGGAGGGCUCUAAUGAUAGCGGAAGAGGAGGAAGUGAACUUCAAUUCGGUUUUGACUCCCAACCUUGUUCUAUGACCUAUGAGUUUGAUCUUCAUUCAGAUCAUUGUGGCUAUUUGAUUGGUAAGAGAGGCAGCCAUGUCAACUACAUCAAAGAAAAAACAAAUGCUUUGAUUUGGAUUCGCAAUGCCCUCUCCCCUUUUAACAAUGAAAAGAAAAUUGUAUCUAUUAUUGCAAGUGACGAAGCUUCUAUAAAUGAAGCACUGAAGCUUAUUCGAAAAAGAUUUCCUCUUGCUAUAUAUCCUGAUGUAACAUUAGAGCGCUCUAAUCACGUUCUAGUUUGCCCACCUACCUUAAAACUGUCUCCUCCUGAGGCUGUUGAAUUUCAAGUUGUGUUGAGUGCAACAGUGAAUGCUGCUCAUUUCUUUGUUCAACUGCCCACCCAUCCAUCUUAUCAUGCAUUGCCGCCAUUCACAUUGUCCAUGGCAUCUAUGUACACUCAUUGUCAUGCUCCAGUUGUAACUUCACCAACUGUUGGUAAUAUUGUUGUUUCUCCUGUUGCUGAUGGAUGGUUUAGAGCAGAAAUUAUGGAAGUUUUUACUGAGGACGAUACAUGCAAACUAAAAUAUCUAGACUAUGGAGGAUAUCAAAUAGUACCUACCUCUACUUUGAGACAAAUAAACUUUGAAUUUAUGCAGAUGCCAUUCCAAGCCAUUGAAUGUUAUUUGGCUAAUGUUACAUGUCAUGAGGAACUUGGGUGGACUGAAGAAUCCAAAAUUUCUUUUGAAAAUUUGGCACAAGGUCAGAUUUUAUCCGCAUAUGUUGCCGGAAUUGCAGACGAUGGUAUUCCUUGUCUUCAUUUGUACAAAGUCACUGGUGCUACAAAUACUUUCAUUAACCAGGCUUUGGUAGAAAGCGGACUUGCUAAGUGGGUAUCCUAUGAACAAUAAUUGCACGUAUCAAGAAAAUCCAGUGACAGUCAUGAUUUUCAAGCUAUGUUGGAUUGUUUGAUUUAGAAGUGUGGGCUACAUUUCUGUAAUAAGAUACUCUGCAGAGAUUUGCUGCAUUUUUUAUUUAUAAAAAGUCAUGCAAGUUUUUGAUUUUUUUUUUUUUCUUUUUCUUUUUGGAUGAAGGAUCCCAUAUUAAAACCAUGUUUUGGCAUUUCAAAUUGUAUGAUUUUUAAACUUUUGUGCGCAAAUUGUGCAUUUUUCAAAAUUAAAUGUUCUGAUUUUCUUGGUUAUCAUUUUUUCAUACCAUUUUAUUUUGAUGCUAAUUUGUAUAUAGUUUUAUUAUUAUUAAUGCUCAAUUGUUUAUGUUAAUUUUCGUGAUAGGGAUGUUUACUAGCUGACACAUUAUUUUUUUUCGCAAAGUCCUAUUGUAUAUGAACUAAAAAUAUUUAUAAUUUUGAUUCAUGCAUGCAGAUUGAUUUAUUUGUAUUUAUAGUUUGUGUUACAUAUAUUAGUACACUUGAGUGCUUUUGUCCUUUACGUAGUUGCUGUUUCUUGUUUUGUACUCCUUUUUUUACUGUAUAAAUGACUAUGAUCAUUAAAAAUUUAUAUUUUUAAAGUUUUUCUAUUAUAUUUGUCGACGUAAUCCAAUUGUAUAGUAAUCCCAUAAUUUUCGACAGCUAACCACAGGUCGUUGAUUUGUUAGCAAUAAAGCUGCCAUUUUAGUGUGUGCAGUGUAGUGAUAUGCGUUCUUUCCUGACCAUUGUCCAUUCUCCUAAUGCUAGCAUUUGUUCUUAUGUGGUUUUUAAAACAUUUAUGACAUGCAAUUUGUAUGCUGUUAAUUGUUAAUCUAAUAGAUUUUUUGAGUUUUUAUUAUAUUUUGAACAUUUUUAAUUACUAACUGUGAAUCGUGUUAUCCUAUUGCUUUUUGACUUGUCGAGUACUAUUUAUAUUGUUAGAUUUCAUAGUAUCUGUUUUGUAUGAAUAUUAAAACUUUGUAAUAUUUUAUCUCUUUAGCUAUGAUUGUUACAGCAAUGAAUAUGUAAUUUUAAAGUUUAAAUCGGUAGGAGAAGGAGAUCAUAUAUUUUCUUAGAAUAUAAAUAAUGCAUGUAUUUGGUAAUGACGAAUCUGUAUAUAUUUAAGCUAUUUGUUUUUGUUAAUCUAUUUUGGUUUCUUAAUGUCAGUUGCUAAGGCUUUUGUUUAAUUUGUGUUUGGAAUAUUUGUCAAUAAAAUUUUUUUCUUUCCUGUCUUAA
This is a messenger RNA of Parasteatoda tepidariorum (common house spider), 3897 nucleotides long. RefSeq lists its product as uncharacterized. NCBI's taxonomy places the organism in Eukaryota, Metazoa, Arthropoda, Arachnida, Araneae, Theridiidae. Gene Ontology annotation, molecular function: RNA binding. The record is from RefSeq and is a predicted model, not a curated record.